AUGGACUGGCAGAGGCACUGGACACUGUUCCAGUCUGCCACAAGCCCUAGCGAGCGCAGCUGGUGGGCCGGAAAGGCGCUACAGAGCGGCAGCGACAACGAGAAUGCAGUCGAGCUGGAUGAGUUGCGGCAGGCCUGUCAGCAGGCGAGACCAAUCUUUCUUUCUCCUCGCGUCUUUGGCAUGGUGUGGCUGGACGAGGAUGCACACUGGACCGAGAUCCAGAACGAAGGCUGGAAGAUUGAGGACUUCAUCACAAUGCCAGACGGAACGCUCAACUGGCAACGAUUGACCAGCAACGAGGCGCUAGGGAGCAUGGACCGCGGCAAAGGCCUCGCCGAGCGGGUCAUCACGUCCGACGACGACGACUUCCUUCGGGCUGCCCCAUUCCUGCGCAAGGUCAGCCUCUUCGUGCACCGCUCGUGGCUCGGCCGCAUGCCAGCCUUGCGCUUCGCCGAGCUCUACCAGCACCGUUUCACCAUCACCGCCAGACCAGAGGGCCUUCUACCCCUGAGGCAGUUCUUCACUGAGACGUAUGCGCUGAUGUGCGGUAGCGAUGUCUAUGCCUCGCGAGCCCAGUGUGACCCGAGUCUCAUCCCGCGCAAGCUCAACGAGCUCUUGGUCGCCGAAGAAAUCGUCAACGCGAUUGGUGUCGAAAAGAUGUUCUUCAUUCGACUGCUCAUCGGGCCACUGUCCAGCCUCAACCUUCGCAACCUGCUGUGGCACGGGUUCCUCGUGCCUCCCGAGUUCCACGCCAGCUACACCUCGCUGAUGAUGCUGGUCUACCUGAGCAUCGCCGAUGCCCUGUGCAAGUGGGACUACACGCCGCGUCCGCUCAUCGACCUUUCAGGCGCACGCUACCCCAACAUGCCUCCUUCGCUUCACCUCUUCCAGGAGCACACGGACUACGAGCGCGUGGAGCGUUUGAUCGAGCGCAGCUUCUUCACUCUCCCCACCCAGCACCCAGUGCUCCGGGAGAUGCUCGCCCAGCACCAGAAGGGCCACUACGCCAACACGUUGGUGCUCCUCUUUCAACAGAUGGAGAAGUGCAUCCGGCGCAUCUACUCCAUCGUCAACAACUGCCCGGAGACCAUCCUCUCCGCAGAAAGUGAUGUGCUCUACACGACGCUGGACAUUCUGCUGGCUUCCAGCGUUGGGGAGAAGGAGAACAGGAACUUGAUCUACGAUGAGCUGGGUGAUCACAAUACCAACGUACUUUUAGACACCUUCAUCUGGGCCGACUCGGUGCGCGUGCGCGACGUGCUGGCCCAUGGCGCGGCGGUGCCGGAGCCGAUUCCGGUGCAGUUGGUCGACUCUGCGUUGGCUUCGUUCAUCGCCCUGUGCCUUAAGUACGACAUCGAUAACACAAGCGCUCGAGCCCAGCAGCAAAGCGAAGUAGACGAGAAGAGUCGAGACAAGGAGAAGCUCGGGGAGAGGGCAUACGUCGUCUCGUUGAACUGCGACUCGAUAACGAAGAGCCACCUGUUCGUGGCGAACUACCAGCCGGCUUACCACCCGCGGGCCUACCUGAAGGAGAGGAUGAAGAAGUGCUACGCGCAGCUCAUUCACCUCAAGGCCCUCGACGAGAGGCUCAAGGCGAGCCCUGUGCCCAACGGCCUGAAGCCUCAGACAAGCGAAGGCGCCGACGAGACGAGUGCGAGAGAAGGUGGUACCACCUUCACGCUCGAGGGCGUGGAAGCCGAGGCGGUGCGGAUGGCGCAGCAGCUGCAGGAGGCGAUCAUGAAGCGAUACGGCGCGCUCUGCUUCCUCCCCGGUGGGUUCCUGCCGAUCGACUACGUGCUACUUGAUGGCGAUGGGCGAGCGAGCGAGGAACGGGGGAGAACAGACGACGAGGAGGAGGAGGUCGGAUCCAAGUACCGGAUGACGGCACACUUCUCGCUUCGGGAGCAGAGCAAGGUGGAGAUACUCAGCACGUUGGCAGACCAGGUGGCGUCCUUCUUGCGUGAGGUCGCAGAGAAGUACUCGAGCCUCUACGACAUGGUGGCGUCCAGGAAGGACAGUUGUCGCUUCAUGCUGAUCGCUUCGGUGAUCUUGCUCCUGGUGACCGACGAGUGCGCGCAAAGCGAGGAGGCGAGAGGUGACUUCGCACUGCUCUGCAAGAACUGCUCGGGAUCGCUCGAGUCAUGCGCUAAGACGACAAAGUGGAAGCGAAUCGUGGAAGUGUUUGCCGCGUUCUUGGGCUUCCACACGCUGUUCGACUAUCGAAAGAGCCUGUUGAGCCAGAAGGAGGCGCAGAAGUUCGACGUUAACUUCGCUGCUUACGUGACGCAGAUCAUUAAGGAGAAGCGUACGUGA
Molecule: messenger RNA, 2313 nt
Organism: Acanthamoeba castellanii str. Neff
Lineage: Eukaryota; Discosea; Longamoebia; Acanthamoebidae
Exons: 12
Coding region: 1-2313 (770 amino acids)
Source: RefSeq, a predicted model, not a curated record